AACGCAUACUACCCCGACGACAUUCCCUUCUUCAUCUUCCUCUUCCGGAAUUCAGACGCCAUAAAUCUUCUCAAAAAUCCUUUCUCCGAAAUCCUAAUUCCCAUUUCCUCUGAAGAAACCUUUUCAAAUGGACUAUCAACAACAACAAUGGCGUUCGAGACCUCCGAUCCAAGGCCACAACUCCCUCUGCCCCACCUGCUCCUUCCCUCACUUCCCCUUCUGCCCUCCCCACCCUCCCGCCUUCCACUUCGCCGCCGAUCACUCCUUUCCUCCUCCUCCGCCGCCGCCGCCGCCGCCCUUCGUUCACCGCCCGAUCUUCGGAAACCCUAGGCCGUACGAGCACUUCGCGUACGGAGAAGUCUUCGCGCCGCAAUCGCAAGACUACGGUGAUGGUAACGGUUUUGCCGGCGACGGCGAUAGGAGCUACAAGAGGCCUAGGGUUGAUGAUUUCGGUUCCGGCUCGGUUUUGUCGGACGACGAGCGGAGAUUGAAGCUGAUUCGCGAACACGGCGGCGCGCCGAGCGAGAGGAAUGGAUUCAAUUCGGACGCGAAUCAUGGAAAUCUGAGUUUUUUCCGUCAAUUGGAGAGUAAUCGAGCUGAGAGCUCUGGGAAUCAGAAUCAUUUUUCGUUUGAUCCCAACCAUCAGCUUCCGCAGCACCAUGGAAUGCAAAAUCCCAAUCUUGGAGGCUAUUUUCCGCGGCCCGAAAGGACGGGCCCCAAUCCUAUGCACGCUUCUUCUCGGUUUUACGGUGUGCACCCUCCUCUUCCAGCUUCUCCUCCGCCUCCUCUUCCUAUGGACUCGCCAUUGCAGCCGAGAAGGUCUCCGUCUUUGUUUCCCGUUCCCGUUAGUUCAUCUGCAAUUACGUCUUCUCCUUGUCCGCCAAUUCCUGAAGGGCAAUCCUUGGCUCAGCCGUAUUUCCAUAGUAAGCCUUUAAUGCAUACUUCUACUGGCUUUGCAACGCAGGAAUCGCAGGCCAUUUAUGGGACGUUGCCAAAACAGUACAUGGGAGAGGAACAAUCUUUUCCAUUGAGAAAUUCUUCUUCCGAUAAGGCAACAAUCGUUGAUGCUUCCCAAUUAUUUAAGCAGCCACACCGAGCUACUCGCCCGGAUCAUUUCGUGAUAAUCCUUAGAGGACUUCCCGGUAGUGGAAAGAGCUACUUAGCAAAGAUGUUGCGCGACACAGAGGUUGAAAGUGGUGGUGCUGCUCCACGAAUUCAUUCUAUGGAUGAAUAUUUCAUGAUAGAAGUUGAAAAGGUCGAGGAAGGUGAUUUUACAAAAUCUUCGGGUUCUGUCAGAGGCAAGAAGCGAGUCAUAAAGAAAGUGAUGGAGUAUUGCUAUGAACCGGAAAUGGAGGAGGCCUAUAGGGCAAGCAUGUUGAAAGCAUUUAAAAAGACCGUUGAGGAGGGAGCUUUCACCUUCAUAAUUGUGGAUGAUCGCAAUCUGCGGGUUGCCGAUUUUGCUCAGUUUUGGGCAAUCGCAAAGAGUUCAGGAUAUGAAGUUUAUAUAUUAGAAGCUUCUUAUAAGGAUCCUGCGGGCUGUGCAGCGAGAAAUGUGCAUGGUUUUACCCUAGAUGAUAUACAAAAGAUGGCCGGAGAAUGGGAAGAAGCUCCAUCUUUCCACUUGCGUGUGGAUGUAAAGUCACUGUUUAGUGGAGACGACUUGAAAAAAAGUGGAAUUCAAGAGGUGGACAUGGCCAUGGAGGAUGAAGAUGCUGUUGAACUUCCAUCUGGAUUGCUAGGACAAAUUACUGAUAAAACAAUAGCACCUGCUGUUGGGGAUGAUACAUCACUUGAUUCUUCAGAGGAUGAGAACAGCUGGAAUGCUGAAGAAGAGAAUGAAACAGAAGUGAAAGAACUAGGUAGGAGUAAAUGGUCAAAUGAAUUAGAUGAAGAUGACACAGAACAAACUGAACCCAUAAAGGGUAAUUUAAAUGCCUUAUCUGGGCUAAUUCAAGCCUAUGGUAAGGAAGCAAAAUCUGUUCGAUGGGGUGACCAGGGUGGUGUCAAUACUGGGUUUUCAAUAAGUGCUGCCAAGAAGGCAAAGACCUUGUCCUUGGUGAUUGGACCGGGAGCUGGAUACAAUUUGAAAUCCAAUCCAUUACCUAAAGAAGACCGAUUCACGCCAAGAAAUAGUGAUGAGGAGUUAAAGAAGCACAGUGUGUUUCAAGAGCAACUUCGUGCGGAGUGCGAAUCUUUCAAAGCUGCUUUUUCCAGAAGGCAACUGAGGAUUGGACUUGAUUGCGAUGAAUAAAAGUUUUUUGGAAGUGCCAAGUUUUUUCCUUCAAGUUGAUUAUUCUCGUCAUUUUUUUUGUACGGGUUAAUAUGGCUGUUUGUUGAUGUGGAUUAACCCUUCAGUUCCUUGGGUGUAUGAGCAGAAUGAUAGUUCAAUUUGUGGAAAAUAAAUUAGGUUUUCCGCUCUUUCA
Molecule: messenger RNA, 2423 nt
Organism: Morus notabilis
Lineage: Eukaryota; Viridiplantae; Streptophyta; Magnoliopsida; Rosales; Moraceae
Product: YLP motif-containing protein 1
Exons: 13
Coding region: 128-2251 (707 amino acids)
Biological process (GO): regulation of telomere maintenance
Cellular component (GO): nucleus
Source: RefSeq, a predicted model, not a curated record